AUGAGAAUCGGGUUUCUUGGCCUGGGCCGAAUGGGCACGCCCAUGGCCCUGAAUCUUUGCAAAAAUUAUCCAACAACGGUUUGGAAUCGGACCGCUUCCAAGUAUCCUACAUUGGCCGAUGCCGGGGCCAGGAUUGGCGAUACACCAGCCCAGGUCGCCAAACAGUCUGAUCUCGUCUUCACCAUGCUCUUCGAUGCGCCGGCCAUCCAAUCUAUAUUCGACGACAGCUUCAAGAGAGCCAUCAGGAACAAAACAAUCGUCAAUACCAGCUCAGUACCCGUGGAAUUCAGCCAGAAACUUGAGAGACAAAUUUUGAGCGCUGGGGGAAGCUACAUCGAGAUGCCUGUAAGUGGGAGCAAAGUCCCUGCAGAGCAAGGCAAGCUUGUAGGAAUGAUGGCCGGCGACAAGGCUGUAUGUGAGCGAGUUCGACCGUACGUACAGCCGCUCACUUCUGCUUCAGUCUACUGCGGCCCAAUCGGCUCGGGUCUCAAAAUGAAGUAUGCCAUCAACGCCUACUUGAUUACAGUGACGGCGGGACUCGCAGAGGCCAUGAGCCUCGCACAAGCGCAGGGACUGGACCUCGAUGCCUUCUCCAAGGUCCUAGCCGCCGGUCCUCUGGCAUCUGCAUACUCCAAGCUCAAGGUGGACAAAGUCUUGGCUCAAGACUGGUCCGCACAGGCUGCCAUCGAGGACUGUUACAACAGCACGCAGCUCAUCCAGGCGGCGGCGACAGAGGCAGAAACGAAGUCGCCGCUCGUUCGGCUAUGUGGGGAGCUUUACAGCCAAGCAAGAGCAUCCGGGAUGGCAGAGGAUGACAUGAUUGCCGUGUUCAAGCUGUUGGCUAGGUCGACCACUACCUCUACGUAG
Messenger RNA from Metarhizium acridum CQMa 102, 867 nucleotides. RefSeq lists its product as uncharacterized. Lineage: Eukaryota; Fungi; Ascomycota; Sordariomycetes; Hypocreales; Clavicipitaceae. The record is from RefSeq and is a predicted model, not a curated record. Gene Ontology annotation, molecular function: NAD binding; oxidoreductase activity, acting on the CH-OH group of donors, NAD or NADP as acceptor; NADP binding.